CAUUUGAAGGGGCGUCGCUGGGCUUCUUAUAUAGGGUCCUUAAGUUAGUGGUGAGAUUGUCUUCCAGGAGAUAGGACAUCAUGUCUGACGCAGUGACCAGCUUCUUGAAGGAUUUCUUGGCCGGUGGUGUGGCCGCUGCCAUCUCCAAGACAGCCGUGGCCCCCAUUGAAAGAGUCAAACUGUUACUGCAGGUCCAGCAUGCCAGCAAACAGAUCACAGCUGAGAUGCAAUACAAAGGCAUCGUCGACUGCGUAGUAAGAAUUCCCAAAGAGCAGGGAUUCUUGUCCUUCUGGAGAGGCAAUCUCGCCAACGUCAUCAGAUACUUCCCCACACAAGCCCUCAACUUUGCCUUCAAAGACAAGUACAAGAAGAUCUUCCUUGGAGGAGUGGACCAGAAGACCCAGUUCUGGCGUUACUUUGCUGGUAAUCUGGCCUCUGGCGGUGCCGCCGGUGCAACCUCUUUGUGCUUUGUCUACCCUCUUGACUUCGCCAGAACAAGACUUGCUGCUGAUAUCGGUAAAGGCGCAGCGGAGAGAGAGUUCAGUGGUCUUGGGAACUGCCUGACCAAGAUCUUCAAGUCUGAUGGUAUUAAGGGUCUCUACCUUGGCUUCAAUGUGUCUGUCCAGGGCAUUAUUAUCUACAGAGCUGCUUACUUCGGUGUCUACGAUACAGCAAAAGGUAUGCUGCCAGACCCCAAGAACACGCACAUUGUCAUUAGCUGGAUGAUUGCCCAGACUGUCACAGCUGCAGCCGGCAUCAUUUCAUAUCCUUUCGACACCGUCAGACGUCGUAUGAUGAUGCAGUCAGGACGCAAAGGAGCUGACAUUAUGUACUCGGGCACAAUCGACUGUUGGAAAAAGAUCACUAAGGAUGAGGGGGCUAAAGCUUUCUUCAAGGGUGCCUGGUCCAAUGUGCUCAGAGGCAUGGGCGGCGCCUUCGUGCUGGUUCUGUAUGACGAGAUCAAGAAGUACACAUAAACAUUCUCCAUCCAUCAUGUCAAUCCCAUCAAAGGAACCCCUGAGCACUGUGUAUGUCUUAAUUGUGUAGAACGUUAACAAACAGGGUGAAGUAGGAGAAGUGUACUUAGCCAUGCUGUCCCAGGGGUGGAUUUUAAUCAUGUGAUCUUAGGUGGUCACAUCACCCUCCACCUCUACACUUGUAAAUAUAUUUAACUCUACCUACUGGCCCCUAGUUUUAGAUGACUUUCAGUCUGGUCAGAUUGAAAGUUAUCUUUUUUUCUCAUUUAUUUAUUUGAAUCAACCCCCCAUAACUCUGAGAGUCUACAUGUUCUACGGUGGCUCUUCUCUUCUGUAGCUAGCUGAACACUCUCAGACUGAAGCAAGUGGCUGUACACUGGAAGGCUGACUGUUCUUGUGGUUUAGUCCACCUUAUGUGUUCUUUUAAUAAGAAUAAAGCUGAUAAUACAACACCUGA
Pimephales promelas (fathead minnow) is the source of this 1434-nucleotide messenger RNA. It is a transcript of the gene slc25a4, whose product is annotated as solute carrier family 25 member 4. Gene Ontology annotation, molecular function: ATP:ADP antiporter activity. Lineage: Eukaryota; Metazoa; Chordata; Actinopteri; Cypriniformes; Leuciscidae. Gene Ontology annotation, cellular component: mitochondrial inner membrane. Gene Ontology annotation, biological process: mitochondrial ATP transmembrane transport; mitochondrial ADP transmembrane transport; negative regulation of mitochondrial outer membrane permeabilization involved in apoptotic signaling pathway. The record is from RefSeq and is a predicted model, not a curated record.